Molecule: messenger RNA, 2037 nt
Organism: Drosophila teissieri
Lineage: Eukaryota; Metazoa; Arthropoda; Insecta; Diptera; Drosophilidae
Gene: m
Exons: 6
Coding region: 1-2037 (678 amino acids)
Source: RefSeq, a predicted model, not a curated record
AUGUGGAGCCCACAAAAAGGCCCUACACGACUGUGGGACCUUAGGUUUAGUAGCUGUAUAUUUAUCUUACACUUAAUGUUUAGUUUAGUCAUAGCUGGUAAUGAACUAUGGCCCAUGGAGCGGCCAGACGGGAUGCCCAACAUCGUUUCACUGGAGGUGAUGUGCGGCAAGGAUCACAUGGAUGUACAUCUCACCUUCUCGCACCCAUUCGAGGGCAUUGUCAGCUCCAAAGGACAACACAGCGAUCCGCGCUGCGUCUACGUGCCGCCCUCGUCGGGCAAAACGUUCUUCUCCUUCCGCAUCUCGUACUCCCGCUGCGGCACCAAGCCGGAUCUCAACGGCCAGUUCUACGAGAAUACGGUGGUGGUGCAGUACGACAAGGAUCUGCUGGAAGUUUGGGACGAGGCCAAGCGAUUGCGCUGCGAGUGGUUCAAUGACUACGAGAAGACCGCCUCCAAGCCGCCGAUGGUGAUUGCCGAUCUCGAUGUUAUCCAGCUCGAUUUCCGCGGUGACAAUGUGGACUGCUGGAUGGAGAUUCAGCAUGGCAAGGGACCCUGGGCGCCGCCAGUAAGCGGCAUUGUGCCACUCGGCUCCACUUUGACCCUGGUGGUGGCCAUUAACGAUUAUCGAGGCGAAUUCGAUAUGCGUGUGAAGUCCUGCGUGGCGUCCGAUGGAUCUGGCCAUGUGAUCAACCUGUCCGAUGAGUUUGGCUGCGUGCUGCGACCCAAGAUGAUCUCACGCUUCCUGAAGGCCCGUGCUCCCGACGAGAGGGCCACCGUGAUUACCUACGCCUUCUUCCACGCCUUCAAGUUCCCGGAUGCGCUGAGUGUGCACAUCAAGUGCAAGGUGGAGAUCUGCCGCCACGGCUGCCUCGAUCAUUGCCAGAACACGGGCGUGGCCGGUGGUGGCGGUGGAUCCGGCGAGAAUCUCGGACUGGGUCUCGGCCUGGGACUGACCAAUGCCAAUGAGCGCAAGGAUGUGCACAUUUCGGAUGCCAUGGGCAGCAGCAGCAACGAUCUGCUCAGAGAUCUGGCACUGCCGCCGGGCGGGCAACAUGGCAUGGGCAUGGGAAUGGGACCAGAUCACGACAUCUUCUACGAGGACAUCAUCCACGAUCACAAGCAAACGCUGGGCGGCGCAGGAUUGCCAGCUGGCGGCGAUUAUGGUCACGAGAAGAGUGUCAAUCUGCAGCCGCGUCCCGUGCACGAGGAACAGGAGGAGGCGGAUCUCUCGGAUCUGUUUGGCGACGAAGAUCUCGCCGACUUGGACAUGGAAGGCGGCGAGGGCGAGCGAUACUUGGGCCUGAAGAAGAGCGGCAAGUUCCCACACGGACCCCGGCAGCUGGAGGCCCAGAAACGCAUGGGUGUACCGAUGGCGGGACCCCGUUCCCUGGAGCCACAUGGCCCUGAGGAUGAGGACGUGCCACGACCCGUCUACAGGCCACAGGCGGAGGCGUUGAAGCAGCCCCGCGAAGAUCACAUCGAUUUGGACAAGGAGGAGGAAGAGGCAGAGAAGGCGCAAAAGACGCAGCCGGAGGAGAAGCUGACAGGAGAAGCAGGUGCAGCUGCCGGCAACGAUUCCUCCAAGAGCCGUCGCCGUCGUUCGUUGGUCAUUUCCGAUCGCAAGGUGCGCAGUGCCGACGUGGGCGUCAGCGGCCUGUACGAUGUUAUAUCCGAGGCGGAUCUGGCCUUCUCGCCGGACUCCAAACAGGAGGCGGUCACCGUGUUCCAGGGCAAGAUCAGCGAGGAGGUCGUCUACGGCAUAUGCAUGCCGGUGCCCGGCUUUAGCAUUCUCUUCAUCGUUGUCAUCUCGGCAACGAUCGUGUCCGCUCUCGUGGCCGGUUCGCUGCUAUAUCGCUACCAGCUGCAAAAGGAGGCGCUGGAGAAGCAGACGCCCAUGCCGGUGACCGGAACGCUGGCCUCCUGGAUGACCCUGCGACUCUUCCGCCUGCGACACAUGCAACAGCAGCAGCAGCAGCAACAGCAGCAGCAGCAACAAGUGAGGCAGCCGAGUUCCGGACAUGAAACGGUCCAGUGA